UGAGAUGUGAAGCCACUCUCCUGCUUUAACAACAGUGAGCAGGACACAGCUGUUGCCGAGCAGCAAACAAAAGCAUGCUAAUUCAGAUCCAUUGUUGGUUUUUAUGUUGUUCAUGUAGGAAUUAAAUAGGCAAUCUGACCCCUACUGGAGAAAUUCAUGUUGACUGUGUUUGACAGAUUAUCACAUGAGAAGGUUGUUUCCUAAAUGUAUAAUUGUUAGUGAAGUGUAGGGGCAGGUGAUUUUAGAGACUACAGUCGAGCAAGUAUGGAGAUUAGAGUACAGCUGAAGGAAAAUCACAUUAAGUGAGAGCACAAGUUUCACAGACAGCGGAGAUUUACAGUUAGAACUAGAAGGGCAUUCGGUGGAGCGCACCUCCGCCAAGGCCCAUCAGUCCCCUUAAAUUCAAUCAAGCUGCUACACUCACUCAUAAAUAUUAGUUCCAUAAAUGUGCCAGAUCUUUUUUCUUCAAGAUUUCUCCCUUGGAAAAUGGUGAAAGUGUUGAAAAACGUAGAAUCUCAAAAUGUUACAGGAAGAUCCAAAUAUAAUGGCUUCUUCUAUGACUCAAACCAAACUGUUCCACCAAGUUCCAUGCAAAUCUGGUGGGUUGUUCUUGUGUUGUUUUCCUUACAAACAAACAGACAGGGGUGAAAACAUGACCUCUGACCUCGGCAGAGGUAACAAUGGCAGACACUUCGUGGAUUUCUUUCAUAUGACUUUACUCUUCACUGAUUGGUUCUCCAAACUUUCUGACUAUGCCAAACCCAUCUCUGUUUUUGUGUUGUUGCUGACAUUUUGUCAAGAUAUGUGGCUAUUUCAGUUAUGUCCAUUACAGAUUGACCAAUCAUCAAACCAGGAUACGUCUGAAAAGCCUCAAUCUCAGACUGUUUCUGUGGCUUCUCACAUCUUCUCUCCCCUUUUCUUUUUCUCUCUAUCAACCUAUGUCCCAGAGUUGCCCCCUCCCUGGCUCUCUCUGACUCCUGACACCAGACAGAUGUUCAGUAGGGAGUGUUUCACUCUGCAGUGCCUCACAUCUCAGACUAACUCCUCAGGGUGGAAGCUGGUGCAUUACUCUCCUGACCUAAAAGCAGGGACCUCAAACCUCACCGUUCACUAUUCACCACCAGGAGGUAGCAUGAGCCCUUACAAGUCUGAAGCAUUUGUGUUCACUGCCAGUGGGACCGGUGGAGUGUACUGGUGUGAGGGCGCCAGGGGCCGCAGCAACGCAGUCAACAUUACAGUAAGCUAUGGCGACAUCAUCCUUAAGACCCAAGCCUCCCCUGUGUUUACAGGUGACGAUGUCACCUUGUGUUGUCAGUAUCAGAGCGGCAGACACAAACAAACCAGCUUCUUUAAAAACGGAGCAUUGAUUGACUCUAACAGUUCGUCCGGUUCAGACCGAGUCAUAAAGAUGACUCUUAAGAAUGUGACACGGGAAGAUGAAGGCUUCUACAGGUGUGCGUCCCCCGACAGACAGCUGCAGAGUCCAGAGAGCUGGUUAUCAGUGAAACAGGACAGAGGAAACUUCACAUCAGAGGAGACUCCAGCCUCCACUGGUUCCUGGAAAUGGAUCAUUGCUUCAUGUGGGGUUCUACUUCUGAUCGUCAUACCUUUGACUGUUUGGCUCGUUUGUCACUACAGGUACCAGAAGUUCUGCACUUGGAGCUGCUGGCCAGUUUCCAAACAGGAAGUUCCAGCAGGGGUGCUUCCUGCAACCAAGUUGGAUGUGACGGAGGUGCAGUGGGACCUGUCCUGGAUGGAAAUGUCCAACCUGUUGGAAAAGGAUACUUAUUGUGGCACUUAAAGGGAAACUCUCUUCUGAAGCCCAGAGAAAGUAUUAACUGUUGGGUCAAACCUAUGAGAAAGCUCAGUCAGUGCUGCAGGUUGUAGUAUUGGAUGGUCACAUGUUAAAAUAGUGCUACCUGAUAUAUUUUGUUAUUGAAUUAAAUGAGAUGUUUAGGAUUUAUAAGGAUGAGUACUUUUGCUGAUGGUGCAGAAUUGAUAGCUUCCAAUGAAAAUGUUAUUGUUUCAGUUGUCACAUUUGUCAAUGUCAAUACUUUUGCACAUUUAAACGUCUCUCCUUUGAGUACAUUUUGAAACUAAGAAUCAUAUUUGUUAUAUCUUAUUAUCUAAUCAUUAAUAUAAUUGACUGUUCUAAAUCAUUUUACAUGUAUCAUUUCUCCUGUGUUUGUUCGAGGUUCCAUGUUGUUUGCUCCCUUUGAAUCAUUUUUUGCUAUUUCUUGUCGUCU
Molecule: messenger RNA, 2246 nt
Organism: Platichthys flesus (European flounder)
Lineage: Eukaryota; Metazoa; Chordata; Actinopteri; Pleuronectiformes; Pleuronectidae
Exons: 5
Coding region: 521-1801 (426 amino acids)
Biological process (GO): cell surface receptor signaling pathway
Molecular function (GO): transmembrane signaling receptor activity
Source: RefSeq, a predicted model, not a curated record